Momordica charantia (bitter melon) is the source of this 1864-nucleotide messenger RNA. RefSeq names its product DNA-directed DNA polymerase (gene POLD3). The record is from RefSeq and is a predicted model, not a curated record. Gene Ontology annotation, cellular component: delta DNA polymerase complex; nucleus. Gene Ontology annotation, biological process: DNA synthesis involved in UV-damage excision repair; nucleotide-excision repair, DNA gap filling; DNA replication. Lineage: Eukaryota; Viridiplantae; Streptophyta; Magnoliopsida; Cucurbitales; Cucurbitaceae. Gene Ontology annotation, molecular function: DNA-directed DNA polymerase activity.
CAGAGCGGGUAAAAGAGGAGAGGAAUCGAAAAGGUUGGGUUGGAAAAUGGCGGGAAAGAGUGAGCUCUCGCUCUCGGGGAGGGAAACUCGUUGAUAUUUCUCUUCAUCUCGCGCCUCUUAUUCCCAUCGUCGUCUUCCGAUCUCUCACUUCAACGCAAAUGGCCGAAAUCGAAACCCUAGGCAUACUCAUGGACAUCGAAUCCCUCGUAACCGACAAGCUUCAAGUGGUUUCCUACAAGUGGCUAAGUCGCAAUUAUUUGAUAUCUUCGGAUACAGCAAAGAGGUUGCUUCGGGAAUUUGUUGAAAAACAUGAAAGUGGAUUUGAGGUGGUUUAUGCCUUGUCUGGAUGGUUGAAGAAUGAUCCUCAAAGUUACCAUAUUAGGCUUGUUUCUGGUUCAGAACUUACUGAAGCGAAGCAAGAUUUUGAUGGCACCUGCUCCAUUCAAGUUUAUAGCGUUCAAGCUUCCAUUCCAAAGGAUCCAGCCGCACUUUGGAAUGCUGAAUUUGUUCAGGCAGAAGAGCUCUUCAAGCAGCCCUACAGUGUUGACAAUUGUUUGCGAGACAACAGGUUCUGUGGGAUUUCCAAUUCAUAUGUCAAGCGCUGUAUUGAUGGGAUGCCUGCAACCGCUGCAGCUCCUCAGCCAAAAAGUAUAGUGGAUGCAGAAUCAACAAAAAAGAAUACAAUAUGUCAAAAUCCACAACUUCAAAAAGGUGAAAUGCAAAAGCCUAGUCCUAAUGUUGGUCUACAGGUUCCCACUGUGGUUAAAGAAGUCAAAGGUGAAGAUAAUGGUACAAAGUCUUUUCAGCAGGCCUCCAAGCCUACAUCAGACAAAGUAAAGGUUUCUUCCUUACCUGCUAAUAAGAAGAAAGCUCAAAGUGAUAAAACCUCUUUCAACACUGGAGGUUCAUUAACAAAUUUAUGGGGUCGUGUCCCUGCUAAGUCUAAGCUUAGUGACAACUAUGGAGAUGUCAAUCGUGUCGUCGCAAACCCUACUGUAUCUAGUGCAGAGGCACAAAUUUGUGCACACGAAGCGGUACAGAAUGUCAACAGUGAUGAUGAUGACCAAGAUGUAAAUAUCAAAAGGACUCCCAAUGAUAGCGGAAGGAAAAGGAGGGUUGUUCUUGAUUUCUCGGAUGAUGAAGAUUUCGAUGAUGCAGUAAAUUUGGCAUCACCUGAAUAUCCGAAGGGUCAAUCAUGUCUAGAUCAGAAGCAAAACACAGAAUUGCAUAAAGAAAAAGUGAACAAUGAUGAACAACUGAAGGUGGAAGAAAUAAGUGAAUCCAAACAAUCAUCAGUAGGAGAAAAACACCACCAUUCCUCUGCAGAGAAAAAUGAAGUUUGUGCUCAUGAAAAUGACACUAAUGAGAGAGAGAAACCAACCGGUGCUGCUCCAGCUUCACCACCUAAGAGGAAAAAAGUAUUGAGGACAAAAAUUGAUGAGCGUGGGAGAGAAGUAAAUGAGGUGGUUUGGGAGGGUGAAGAGCAGGAACAGAAGAAGGAUGAUGUCGGUUCAAUGAAGAAAUCUGAUCAUAAAGCAGCUGAGGCUACUACUACAAACAGGCCUUCUGCGGCUAAAAAGUCACCAGCUUUGGGCAGUAGUGCUACAAAUCCAGGAGUUAAAGCAGGAGCGAAAAAGGGUGGAAAUGCGACUGGUCCUAAACAGGGAAAUAUUCUUUCCUUUUUCAAGAGGGUUUGAGGAACAUCGAUGGAGCGACUCUGUAAAGGAAUAGUAAUGUAAUAUUUAUGAUCUCUAGCUUUCUUUACUCUCUUUUUGUUCCUUGUUCUAUUGAUGUGGAAUUGAAUUGAAAGAGCAGAUUGUUGAUACAUAUGCAAAGCUAGGAAUUGACGUUGGUUCUCCUGAAA